Ipomoea nil (Japanese morning glory) is the source of this 1149-nucleotide messenger RNA. RefSeq names its product chromatin structure-remodeling complex protein BSH. Gene Ontology annotation, biological process: regulation of transcription by RNA polymerase II; chromatin remodeling. The record is from RefSeq and is a predicted model, not a curated record. The transcript is spliced from 10 exons. Gene Ontology annotation, molecular function: transcription coregulator activity. NCBI's taxonomy places the organism in Eukaryota, Viridiplantae, Streptophyta, Magnoliopsida, Solanales, Convolvulaceae. Bases 94 to 819 code for a protein of 241 amino acids. Gene Ontology annotation, cellular component: nucleus; nuclear chromosome.
AUUUUGUCCCUGAUUCCCUCGGCAUCGUUCUCCAAAAUCCGCAAGUUGGCGCCCUAAAUUCUGCCAUCCGAGUUGGAGAGAAGCAAAUACGCAAUGAAACAGCACUCUGCUUGGAACUUUACGAAGACCCCCGUCAAGUUCAAGAUUCCGACUGCUGACAAUCUAGUUCCAAUCCGUCUAGACAUUGAAAUCGAUGGCCAGCGACUUAGAGACGCAUUUACAUGGAAUCCAUCUGAUCCUGAUACAGAGGUGGUGCUAUUUGCAAAAAGAACUGUAAAAGACCUGAAACUUCCCCCAGCUUUUGUCACACAGAUUGCUCAGUCCAUUCAAUCACAACUGGCAGAGUUUCGAUCAUAUGAGGGACAAGAAAUGUUCACUGGAGAAAAAGUUGUUCCUAUAAAGCUUGAUCUUCGAGUUAACCAUACUGUGAUAAAGGACCAGUUUUUGUGGGACUUGAAUAAUUUCGAGAGUGACCCUGAAGAAUUUGCAAGAAAUUUUUGCAAAGAUAUGGGAAUUGAAGACCCAGAAGUUGGACCUGCAAUUUCCAUUGCGAUCAGAGAACAACUUUAUGAAAUUGCUAUUCAGAGUGUUGCAUCAGCAAGGGAAAGCAGAAUGCAUAAGAAGGGGCGCAGAGGAUUUGAACAUUUUUCUGCCAGUAAGGCAGGUGGAGCUGGAGUGGACUUGGUUAAGUUAUUUGGCAAUAAAACCAGUGUUGUCCGGAAAAGGAGGGAAUGGGAUGUAUAUGAACCUAUUGUUGAUCUCUUGUCGAAUGAGGAAGUGGAUGCUCUCGAGGCAAGAGAAGAAAGGAGUGCUCGAUAAUCUGCAAGAUUGUACAAAGUCUGUACAUGUGAAUCUAGACUACGUAUCCAGCAUAUCUGCCCAUCAGGUGGACUUCCUGCCUAUCAUCUAGCAUGAUCAUUCACCUGCAACAACUCUCAAUUACAAACAUGUUUUUUCCCCUAUAGAUAUCAACUUUCAUGAACCGAUGGAUGAAUAGAUUAGCAUUUAGGCCUUCCAAGUUCCAUCCUCUAAACAUUUAUAUGUGGAAUGUGGAUCCAAGUUAGUAUCUUUAAAUUAUGUUUGUAUGCCUAUGCAGAAAGGAUUGUAAGUUGUUAGUUGUGUUAGUCAUAUUUUCUGUUUAUUCUUAUU